UCCACUAGUGAGCGUGCAAGAAAAGUGGGUGAGGGUGGCUGGAGGGGAGCAAAUAUACGACAUGUCAUCUUUAGCAUCAUAAAUAAGAAGAACGCAAAAACUAGAAGUCUCCACGCGUGACAUCAGCCCGGCUCUAUAUGAGGAAGGAGGCAGAAAGCAUCAGGACCAAUCUGGAGUCAGUCACCGCUCAACCUCAGCAGCGCGGAGAAACGCACAUGCCUCGCAUUUGCGGCUCUCAAUCCGUCCAAGUACAACCGCGCGUGGUUUUUGUAUCCAUUGUUCUUCCUUUGUGACAAACGUUGAAGAAACCCAGGUGAACGGAAUCCAAUAAUUUGACCAAAAAGGGGGGAGGCUGCCUCGCUUUCACUUCAUGCACGCUGCAACGAGUUCUUAGCUGUCGGACCUCUGCUCUCUUCUUGGAAACCCAAGUUUUGUCACACAAGGAGUGAUGCUGCGUGUUCCCAAGCUGCACUUGCACUCCAGGGGAACCUAACUUAAAAGCCGGACACCGGAGAAGAGUAACACUUCGUUCGAUGAAAGCGCACCGACGUGGACACUCACUAAUACUCAGCGGAGGAUCAUCUCGCUCCAUAAAAUGAUCCCAACUGGCGACCUGAUAUGUCGCAUCUCGUCUGAUGUUUGACAAGAUUGCAGUUCGACUAAAAGGAACUCCGGGAGAAGAUUUUAAAAGAAUUCAUCGCCAGCCCGCUUGGCACCCCCCACGCCCCUUUUUUAAAAAUAAAAAUCGGGGUCCGGACAACUUAAUAGCCGUCCAGAUGCAGUUUCGACUCUUCUCAUUUGCCCUGAUAGUAUUGAACUGUAUGGAGUACAGCAGCUGUCAGGCGCCGUCACAACGCUGGAGGAGAAACAAAAGAGCUAGCUAUGGAGCAUACCCCCUCUGUAAAGGCUGCUCAGUGUGCUCCAGAGACAACGGCUGUGUAAACUGCCAGCCUAAACUUUUCCUGUUUCUCCGGAGAGAAAGGAUGAGACAGUAUGGCGAAUGUCUUCAUGACUGUCCAGCUGGUUACUACGGCAUGCGCAGCCCCGAACUCAAUAUGUGUUCCAGGUGCAGGAUAGAGAACUGUGAGUCCUGCUUCAGUAAAGAUUUUUGCACCAAAUGCAAGUCAGGUUUUUACCUCAACAAAGGGCGAUGCUUUGACAAGUGCCCCGAGGGCUUUGCCCCACUGGAGGACACCAUGGAGUGUGGAGAUGGCUGUGAGGUCGGGCAGUGGAGUGACUGGGGAGCUUGCACCAGAAGAAACAAAACCUGCGGCUUUAGGUGGGGUCUGGAGACCCGGACUCGGCACAUUAUAAAGAAACCACCCAAGGACACAAUACCGUGUCCCACCAUUGCUGAGUCCCGCAGGUGCAAAAUGGCCAUGAGACACUGCAGAAAAGGAGACUCAGGGAAGCAUCGAUCCAAAGAACCAAAGAAGAAGGGGAAGAAGAGGCUGCGAUUUUGGGCUCAGAACCAGCACAGCGACCACUUGGCCUCUGCACGCUCCAGUCAGUGAGGACUGAGAAGAUGGACUUUGGACGUUGAACAAAGAAUCUACGCAAAGCUGCUAGCUGCAACCAUGCUCUGACUGACAAACAUCACAAAACACUGUCAACCUCGCCUGCGUCUCAGACUUCCAAUAACAUCCCGCCCACCUCCCUCACCUUCCAGAGCAUCGCCAUGAUUCAUUCGUAAAUCCGUCACUGCAAAAUGUUUUGUCUCGAUACGAUUUCAGUGCCGACACACUAAAAAUCAUACUCUACGCACCUGCCUGUUGCUACAUCCUCUUGGCUGUGCUGUUCAGCUAGGUGACUCGAUUCGCUGCGGUUCCACCUCAUGCCUUGCCUUGUGGACUUUUAACAGUCGACAUUAGUGAACUAAUUUCCUCUCAAUAACAAUGCCAUCAACUAUCUAGGGUGAAUAAAGACAGAGUGGGCAACCACAGACAGGAAGGGUGGGCAAGCCAAAUAGAGGGAAGUGAAAGAGAAAGGCAGGCAGAGAUUUGGCCAACUGUUCAUGAAACAGCCCUAAAAGGAGAAACUAGGAAAAGAUGAUGAAGAGGUACGAGACUCGCCCGAGGAAAGGGAGGUUGACGGCCAAGAAGAUGGCACCUUGAGCUGAAAGAGACAGUUGUUUAUAUAUAUUUUUUCUCCCCAUUUCUAUAUUUAUGUCCAAACAACCCUCACCUGUCUGUCUGAAUGGAUAUGGACUGCUCCAUGUGGCCUUUAUGUUCUGUACAUUUUUGAGAGUAAUAUUAAAUAAAUUACCAUGCGUAGUUGCAAAGUAUUUUCAUUCUCAGCACAAAACUGUUUACGUUCAGUCCGCUGUAUGCUCUCACUGUAUAGUGUGCAUAAGAAAGAAAGAAAAACAAAGAACUUGAGUUUGUUGACUCGCAUGGCAAGAGACACACAUGUACACAGUUGAUCUAAUGAUGAAAGCUUAUUGCCGUAUUUUCAGUCGCGACUUGCUCACCGUUCUAAAUGUUGAGAUAAAAGGCUGUAAUACCAAACUGUAGAUUAAAAUGAUUAAAAACAAUAACCUGGCCAUCACAUAGCAGUUUCAUUUAUAUAGUAGGUAUAUAUUUGAUUUAUUUAUUGAUUCAAUUUUGUACUUUUUUUUGUUCAAUGAAAAUGUCUUUUCGCCUCAUACUGUUACUCUUAUACGCUUUAAUAAUUCUUUGAGUUUGACACAAUGUGCAUAUCAGCCAGAAUUUGUUUUGUCAUGUCGUGCAUUGCUCCGUGUUGUAUUCCAACCGUUCAACUACAUCUACUGAUUUCACUGUUUCAAAGAAUAAACAAAAAUGACGUAUACAGCUCUGCUUUGAUAUAUUCUGAGUUUAAUAAUUAGAUGCCAACAAAUGUAUGGUCAUAGGACUGCAUAUGUGUACAUUGUGUUUUAUUAAAUGAUAUUUCGUGUGACU
Messenger RNA from Hippocampus zosterae (dwarf seahorse), 2918 nucleotides. It is a transcript of the gene rspo2, whose product is annotated as R-spondin 2. The transcript has 6 exons. The coding region runs from base 636 to 1514 and encodes 292 amino acids. NCBI's taxonomy places the organism in Eukaryota, Metazoa, Chordata, Actinopteri, Syngnathiformes, Syngnathidae. The record is from RefSeq and is a predicted model, not a curated record.